UUAAUGUCCGACUAUUUAGAAGAAAAUGAUGUUCAGUUAUUGAAGAAAGCAAUUUCUGAAUAUUGUGUUUCCACUGAUAAAUCGACUUCUGUUCGCAUUAGGAAGCGCCCGCUAGUUGUAAAAUCAAAUAUUCAAGAUGCUAAAGGUUUAUUAAUGGUUAAUUCAAGAAAAUUUGAUUAUUUAGGUGAUGCCAUUUCUUUUGUUUUUGAGAGCAUGAUUUUCAGAAAGUUUCCGUUAUGGGCGUCUUACAUGUUAGCCUAUGAUUUUAUUGAGAAAUUUUAUGAUGAACUACGAACAAUAGAUCCAGAGAAAGCAAAACCUCGUGAUUGGGAUAGAUAUUCAAUUUCUUUAUGUUCACAAAAAAAUCGAAAGCCAAAAAUGGAGGAUCGUCACAUCGUUUUGCCCUCAUUCUCAGUUAUUGAUUCGCAGUUUCCGAGCUCGGAUGCUUUCUUCGCUGUUUUUGAUGGACACAACGGAUCUGAUUGUUCAGCAUAUGCGAGCGCUCAUUUUUUGGAAUGCCUUCUAGAUGCACGUUCAAGUGGAAACAGUGAAGAAAGUCUUUUAGAAGAUGCCUUCAUUAGAAUGGAUACUCGAUUGACAAACCGUUGUCUUAGUGAAAAUUACAAAAGCGGAACAACGGUCAGCUGCAUUUACCUGAAUGAGCGGAAAAUUGCUUACAUGGCGUGGUGUGGAGAUUCAUCAAUAGCGGUUUUGAAGGAGAGAAGAAUUGAGACGCUUUCGAUCCCGCACAAACCUGACAAUCCAGAAGAACGGAAUCGAAUAGAAGAAGCAGGUGGAAUGGUUAUAAAUGUUCAAGGAGUUCCUCGAUUGAAUGGAGUUCUCAAUCUAAGCCGUUCAUUGGGGGACAUUCGUGCUAAAGUAGACUACAUGAUAUUUCUUUCAACCGAUGGAAUAUGGGAUUGCCUAGAAGAAGAACAAAUUUUCGAGUUAGUUCGUAUUUUCGUCACAGAGCAUUCAAUAAAAGAUUUUUACUUGUUGGCGGACUUUAUUGCUGCCAAAGCAAAAGAAGCUGACUCCGUCGACAAUAUGACGUUGAUUUGUGUUUGUUUGGAAUCUCUCGAAGAGAUUUGGAAUACUUUUGCUUAUAAAGUGGAAGAUCAUCCUCUUUCGAAAAGAAGUUAA
Messenger RNA from Meloidogyne enterolobii, 1143 nucleotides. The record is from the annotation of a GenBank genome assembly. Lineage: Eukaryota; Metazoa; Nematoda; Chromadorea; Rhabditida; Meloidogynidae.